CCUCACCACUUGGCUGCCCCAUUGUGGACAUGACAUAAUGGGCUUGUUAAAAAUCUUCUUGAUGCCCAUAGGGUUACAAGAAAAUCUAUUAUUACGGAAAGUUAAAAAAAGAAAACUGAAUUCUAGCCAGCUCAGAAAUUACCACGCAUGAGCUGAUCCUGAUAUAUCCUGCCACCUCGCUCACAACUCAUUCAUUAUCAUUAUAGACCUAAAUAAAUCCUUGAAAGGACCAUGAUGGCCUGAUGGAUACGAUAAAAACUCAGUGAGAACAGGAUGGAGAUUUAAAUGUAGGCUAUAUUUCAAUGUAAAUAUUUUUCAGAAAUUUUGAAGUUUGAUAGUUUAUUACUUAUAAAGAUUUAUAAUGUUUUUUUAGUUUAUAAACAGACAUGAUUAUGUAAUCUGCUUUUUUAGGUAAAUUACAUCAAACCGACAACAUAAUAGAAGUAUUCUUUCACGCUCCAAAUUAUUCCCUUCUAGCGAUCACGUCAAAAGUAUUUGAUUUCGCUAACGUUAUAGACGAAUUACUACAAAACUCUGAAUUUUCGGAGAAGUUCAACAACAUAUCGGAAAUUACUGCCGAGAAUUUCAGAAAAAUCUUAGAAGAAUUUGGUUUGAGUGUUUCAAAGAACAUUCAAUUUCAAUUUAGGCACUGCGAUUUUUCAUCUAAAUUCAGAACAAUCGACGGUUCCUGUAAUAAUAUAUUUAAGCCAUUUUUAGGUAAAACUAACGAAGUUUUCAAUAGAUUAAUUCCUGCAACAUACGAAGAUGAUAUAAAUACUGUAAGAAAAAUGAAAAAUGGCGAAGACUUACCUAAUCCUCUUCUGGUUAGUCGUAUUUUGACUUCUGACGAAUACGAUAGUAAAAUUGAUGUAUAUAUUUCUCAUAACUCAUUGUUUGUCAAUUGGGGACAAUUCCUCUCUCACGAUUUAACAUUUUCUUCUACGUUUUCCACGUCGAAUGGCUUCGGAGCGAGAUGCUGCGAAGGUAACAAGCAUCCAGAAUGCAUACCAUUAGCAAUGAGAUUUGAAAAUAAUUACGUUGAUAGUAAUUAUUGUUUCAAUUUUAUGAGAUCCGUCAGUUCUCUCAGGAAGAAAGUUGAUAAUCCUCUAGUAUCUCAACGUGAACAAUUAAACAAGUUGACAGCCUUUAUAGAUGCUUCAAAUGUUUAUGGAACCACUGUAGAAGAACUACGAUUUCUUAGAGAUUUAAACGGACAUAGAGCCAUGUUGAAAUCUGAAAGGACUACAUACGAAAUACCCAUUCGUUCUGAAACAUCGUGCAGAACUUCUGUUCCAAACUGUGAAAAUAAAUGCUUACUAUUAGGAGAACAAAGAGCAUCAGUGACAUCAGGCUUAAUGGGUAUUCAUACUUUAUGGCUUCGAGAACACAAUAGAUUGGUGAAAAAAUUACAGGAUAAAUUUUCAAAUAAAGAAAUAUUAUUUCAAGAAGUAAGAAAAAUUAUUGGAGCCAUGAUGCAGCAUAUAGUAUACGACGAAUAUUUACCAUUGCUUCUUGACCAUGAGACAAUGAAGAGCAAGGAGUUAUAUGUUCCAACUAAGGACUACAAAUAUGAUCCUUCAAUAUCGCCAAACAUCUUGAAUAGUUUUUCUACAGCUGCUUUUCGAUUUGGUCACAGUAUGGUUAAUCGAAGAGUCAAAAAAGCAUUCUCUAAAAGUACAGGCCGACGUCUAGUAACAGAUUUCUUUAACGUCAAUGACUUUUGCAACAGUACAAUUGAUCCCGUUCAUAAUAUUUUACUUGGAUUAAUGCAACAGGAGGCAAAUUUAGUUGAUAACGUGUUUACAAAAGAACUUACUCAUUAUUUGUUUGCAAAUUCUGAGAAUUCCCCCGGACACGAUUUGGUAGCCUUCGAUAUUUUAAGAGGAAGAGAUCAUGGAUUAGCUCCAUACAAUUCUUGGAGAAGAAGAUGCAAUCUUUCUUCCGCAACAAGUUAUGACGACAUGGAGUUGUUUAUGAAAAGCAAUGUAAUAAAUAAAAUUAAAACAAUAUAUAAAGAUUAUAGAGAUGUAGAAUUGUUUGUAGGAGGGAUAAGUGAAAAACCAGUCCCAGGUAGCAUCGUAGGACCAACUUUUGGAUGUAUUAUAGCGGAACAGUUUCGAAGACUUAAAUUUGGAGAUCGAUUCUGGUACGAAAAUACGAAAACUCCGGGAUCUUUCACGCAAGAACAAAUACGUGAAAUCAGAAAAACUACAGUAGCUUCACUAAUUUGCAGAAACACUAAUGUAGAAGUAAUCCUCCCAAAUGCAUUUUUAACUUACAGUUUAACCAAUAAGCCCACAACUUGUAAAUAUAUCAACGAAAUAGCUAAUAUGAACCUCAGCUAUUGGUGAAAUGCGAUUCAUUAUUAAUCCCGAAAUAAUGAUUUAAUUCACUACAUUUUUUAAUUGGCAUAUUUAGAGUCUGAACACAUAACGGAACACAUAACGGAACACAUAGCGGAACACAUAACGGAACACAUAACGGAACACAUAACGGAACACAUAGCGGAACACAUAACGGAUUUGAUAAAAGAGGCCCUUUUAGUAUCCACAGAGCGGAAAGUUAAGAAAAGAAAAAAAAUGACGUGUUAUAUGAAAAUAAAAUUUAAAAUAGAAUGAAUUUUGAGAAUUAUUUCUUAGUGUGGGAAAAAAAAAUCUGUUCUUUCUUUUUAAAUCUUUAAACACAUUUUCGAGCCGAUAAGAUGAUAGGCCUACACCUGAAAUAUCAGUCAACCACUUAUGACUAAUCUAUACCUUAUAAUUUACACAACUGUACAUAGUUCGGGUCGAGGUAUAGGGACCUGAACCAGUAUUUGUAUGAUAAAAUUUUAAUUAUGAAGCAGGAAAAAAAAUUGUGAACGAAGGAAAGAAAAAACGCUAAAACCGAGAACUUUCCAUCAAAAUAAGGCUUAGAGAGGCUCUGAGGGCCUUAUGUAAUCGCUCUCCAUCUUCCUUCAAGGCAUUAUUUCAUGCUUUCACUCAUAUGAUCGAUCCUGUUGCGAGUCCUCUUAUAAUGAACACAGAUAAGGAUCAUCUGUUGCAUUCCACAUUUGUGGGAUAGACAUCAUUGUGAAUCAGGUUUGUUCAUAAUGAGCAAACGCGUUGAUAAUCGAAUAAAUUUUGUGGAAUUGUGGUAAUAUAAUUUGUUAAUCCGCUCAUCUAUGCUAUCGACCCCGUUGAAGUUACGUUCUUGCAUAAGUGGCAAAAUUAAGGAUGACCUUGUAGAAUACAUGCUCAUUAAUAUUCGUUAAAUCAAACGAUACAGAAAUCCGAUUUAUAUAUACAGUAUUUACAUUCUCUUUAUUAGGACCAAAACCCGAAAUCUGGCCAGUGCACGAAACUAUCAUCAGCUUAUUUUUUAACUCUCUUUGUCUUGUAAACACCAAGAGGAUCCUUUUUCAACAAGCCCAUUAUGAGUUUGUGCGGCCGGCUGAUCAGGCACAGGACCGACUUGCCUGGUGUUUUUCGACCCGUCCGGAUUCGAUCCCAAAUUCCCCAUAGUAAGAGUAGAUUACUACCUUAACAACUCUAUCAUCCGGCCACCACGUUUUGAACUUUGGCCAGAAAAUUUUAGUACCGGUCAAAAAAUU
Centruroides sculpturatus (bark scorpion) is the source of this 3589-nucleotide messenger RNA. Its product is annotated as peroxidase-like protein 3. The record is from RefSeq and is a predicted model, not a curated record. Gene Ontology annotation, molecular function: peroxidase activity; heme binding. The transcript is spliced from 11 exons. Gene Ontology annotation, biological process: response to oxidative stress. Bases 789 to 2351 code for a protein of 520 amino acids. Lineage: Eukaryota; Metazoa; Arthropoda; Arachnida; Scorpiones; Buthidae.